UUGAUUUAACUUUCAGCGACUUUUUUAACGUGACAUCUCUUAAACUUCUCUGGUGUAGACGCCGUUUCGAGUAAUCCCAAUUUAAAGACAAAUUAUAACUUCCGGUUUAGUCGUGGCCGAAAGUGAAAGUUGUUUUACGAAAGCUGCUUUAAUUGAUGUCGAACAAACCAGCAUACUUACAAGGAAGAGGUCGGGGACGUGGAGGUGAUAGAAGCAAUCAGCAGCAGAGUGCAACACAGAAUGGCCGAGGAAAAGUCCUCCCAGGGAACACACCAAACAACAGCCCUGGAGGACUGGACCCUUUAAAAGAUCACACAACUACGGGUAAAACAGCUGAGGAAAGGUUUCACUCUGCAAACGAGCAGCACAAGGAGUCCAUUAAGCGUCACCUGGAGGGGAGAAAUGGCGAUCAGAUUGAAGACUCAUCGGACGAAGAGGACCUUGACAAAUCCAUACUUGAAAAGAUCUUUAAAACUUACUCUGGCACAGAUGGUGUGAGAGGUGAAGUGUUAAACAUUGGUGCUGCCCAGGACAGUCUGCUGCAUUCGUUCCGGUCAGGGACAUCAGCCUGUCUGGUGUGUAUUGAUGCCAUCAAGAAAACUGACCAGAUCUGGAGCUGUGGUGGCUGCCAUGCCAUAUUUCACAUCCAAUGCAUCCAGAAGUGGGUGAAGGACGGUGUGUACCAGCAGAUUUACAAGGCAGACGACAACAUACGCCCUGAGUCCAUACCCUGGCAUUGUCCUAAGUGCCGACUUGAAUAUGACCAGAAGCUUUGCCCCACCCGCUACCUGUGCUACUGUGGUAAGGUUGAGGACCCAAAGUUUGACCCCUGGUUGGUGCCUCACUCGUGUGGAAGUCCCUGUGGAAAGCCCCUUAAACCAGAUUGUGGCCAUUUAUGUCUACUGUUAUGUCAUCCAGGUGGUUGUCCUCCGUGUCCCCAGACAGUGCGUGCAAAGUGUCACUGUGGGAGGGCGGCACCCCAGAUGCGGCGGUGCAGUGCUCGAGCCUGGGUGUGUGGUGGCGUGUGUGGACGGAAACUGGCCUGCAGUCAGCAUACCUGUCAGCAGUCUUGCCAUGCAGGUGAUUGCCAGCCCUGUCCCAUGACCAGCACCCAGAGGUGUCAGUGUGGCAAGUCCUCCAGUGUGAGACCCUGUGCCAGCCCAGCAUGGAGCUGUGACAAGGUGUGUGGCAAGCGGUUGUCAUGUGGAAACCAUGUCUGUGAGACCGUGUGUCAUGUUGGGAGCUGUGGGGAAUGCCCACGGGGCGGACUGCGCAAGUGUCCAUGCGGGAAAUCUGACUACAACUUGCCCUGCACUGAGGACAUCCCUACAUGUGGUGACACCUGUGGUAGGCUACUAGCCUGCGGUGUACACCGAUGUGUGCAGAGAUGUCACCAGGGUGACUGUGGAAACUGUGGUCAGAUGCGCGUGAAGCGGUGUCGCUGUGGCCAGAAGGAGAGAGAGGUGCAGUGCUGCAAGGAGCUGCUGUGUGAGACCAAGUGUCUCAACCUGCGGGACUGUGGCAGACAUCCCUGCAAGAGGAAGUGUUGUGACGGCAACUGUCCAUCCUGUGAACAGAUGUGCAAUAAACCACUUGGCUGUAAGAACCACAAAUGCAGCAGUCGAUGUCAUAAGGGUCGUUGUUACCCGUGCAUGGAGACCAAGGACAUAGUGUGUAACUGCAAGGCCACCAAGGUCACUGUGCCGUGUGGGCGAGAGAAGGUGACCAAACCACCACGCUGCAUCUACCUGUGCCAAAAACCACCUGCAUGCGACCAUUCGACACGCACCCCACACAACUGUCACUUUGGAGAGUGCCCACCCUGCAGGCAGGUGUGCGGAAAAUCCCUGCCCAAGUGCGCCCACACAUGUCUUGCAAACUGUCACAUUGCUUUCAAAGUCAGAUAUAAAGAUGAUAGACCAAGGGCAGGACCUUGGGAGGGGGCACCACAGAUGAUUGAGAAGGUGGUAGAUAAGCCUUGCCCACCAUGUAUGGUUCCUAUGACCAUGAUGUGCUAUGGAAAACAUGAGACGGGCACGUUUGCAUGCUCUGUGGUGCAGCCCUAUCAGUGUGGGAGGCGGUGUGGCAGACAGCUGGCCUGUGGCAAUCACAAGUGCUCCUUGAUGUGUCAUACAGUGGAGGGGGCCAACAGUCCUGAACUGGCUGGUACGAAUUGUGAGGUGUGUGAGGUUGGCUGCCAGUUUGAGAGGCCCGAGGGCUGUACACACGAGUGUCCCAACCCCUGCCAUCCCGGGCCCUGCCCAGACUGCAGGCAAAUGUUCCGCAUGCGCUGCCACUGCCAGGUCUCUGUGCAGUUUAUUGAGUGCUUCAAGUGGGUGGCUAGCAAUGACAGGCAGAAGGAGGCUCUGAAAGUGUGCGGGGGACCGUGUCCUAAACAGAUCAGCUGUGGACAUCAGUGCAGUUUGCCAUGCCACGCAGGUCCAUGCACAAGGGCUGACCAGUGUGAGCGAAAGACCACAAUACGCUGCAAAUGUCGGCGCCAGAAACGGGAAGUAAAAUGUCGAAAUGCUGAGUCGGAAAAAGCAAACUUACAGUGUGACGAGAAAUGUUUAGAAGAGCAGGACAAGAAGAAAAAGGUUGAAGAUGAAGAGAGGAGGAAGUUACAAGAAGAGGAAGAGAAGAAACAGCGAGCGGAACUAGAAGAAUUUGAGAGGAAAACUAAAGGCCGAAAACGAAGGCCACGGAAAAACACAGAGACAGUAGUGGAAGAGUCCUUCCUUUCCAAGCACAAAUCAGUGCUCAUUAUAUGUGUCAGUGUUGUAGCUCUAGCAGUGUUCGUGUACUAUCUAAUGAAUGUUUCAUAAUUAUGUUUAAGUACCAGUCUUGCAUUAUUUGACACUCAGAGAUAUAACUUGACAGAGAGUUAACAGCAUAAUGACUGAUCAAUUGGGUUUAUGUAAUGCUUUCUGGUGGUUUAUUGACAAAAUAUCAGUGAAUUGAAACUGAAAAAUCACUAUUUCAGACAGUUAAAAUUAUCUGUUAUGUCAUGUUGUCAUUAUUUUAGCGAAAUUCUCUAGUUUUAAUACAAAAAUAUUAAUUUGUAAGCAUAAAAUUAAAAUAGUUAGCUCGAUUAGUUGGAAUAGUGCCACAAGUGAUUUUUUUUCAUGAUCACUCGUGAUAUGAUAUUCCACCAUUCCAACAAAUAUCCUCUAUAUAUGAUUAUUAUGCUUAUACUAAUAUUCAAAGCGUGUUUUUGCAAUGAAAUAUUACAAUAAAUCUGACUAACAAAGUUAUUUUAAGUAUAUAUAAUCUGUGAAUUGUUUUUCAAAGUAGUGUUUUUGACAAUGAAACAUUUAAAUUAAUCUGACUAUCAAUUUCCAAUUCAACUCACAAUAUUUUUAUAUUGAUUUUGUAAACAACAAUUCAUAAUUUUAUUGUUUUGUUUUUUAGCAAUAUUGCAGUAUUUACACAUUACAAUUUCAGCACAAGUAUUUUCCAUUAUGUGUUAGUUUCAGGAAAUAAUGAUCUAAAUAUAAAUAAUUAAUGUUGAUAUUGUUACCUGUAUAUAUUACACUUUAAAAGUACUGUUAUUAUUCACUGUAUUUUAUGUACAACCUAUUACCAUAGCAAUGGCGGCUGAUUGUUGUAAAUUUUUUCAAGUUUCUCGUCAUAAUCAUUUCUAUUUGUUUGUUACUUUUAAUGACAGAUUUAUGUAUAUGAACUAUUUUAAUAGAUAACAUGCCAAAGAAAGUACCUGCCAUCUUGUUUUUUGUAUGUUAUUCAAAGAUCCCAAUUAAUUAAGAUCAACAGAUAAAGUGGGUGAUUAUAUACAUCAUUUGCUCAAAUUUAUUUACAUUUUAUUAUAGAUAGUAACAGAUCUCAAUUCAAAAGCAGCUGCUGUCUGCGCAAAAACCAAGUCUAAGCCGUAGGCUGUACAAUUCCUAUCUGACUAUACUUGUUAAGUACUGGUCAUUGGGCUAUGAAAAUAACACUAGUGCCUGGCCUUCAUUUCCAAAUACUUGUAACUGCAACACAUAAAACCACUUAUCUGUCUACUAAAGCACUUUUAUUCAUAAGUGUCUACCAGUCCUGAUGCGAAAAAAAAAUCUCAGUUGUUCAUGCAGACCAAAUGUCAGCCAGGCAGGUCUCAUACAUGCAAAUGUUCUUUCAAGAAUUGUUGGAUAACAAGUGUGGUUAUCCUACUAUUGCCAUUUUGUGUUUGAUAACUGUUCAAAUAUGUGUAUUUUAUGAAUAAAUUUUAACAUUGAGUGCUUAGAAGAAACUAAAUAUGAAGUAUAUUUCUGUGUUCAGCUCAUCUAAGGCCAAAUUGCUCAUGGGAAGCUUGAAGCAUUUUGAUUGUCUUGUACAAGUUCAACUCAUUAAUGUCUUAUUAUGGCGUUUUAAGAUAUUACCUCAUACUGCAUUCAAUAUUAUUAUAUUCUUUAGUAUGUGCUGCCACAUAAAUGUAACCAUGGAUAUAAAGUAUGUACUAUUUUAAGUCAAUUUCAAAAGCUUAGAAGAGAUUAUGUUUUUUAGCUCACCUGAGCACAAUGUGCUCAUGGGUUGUGCUCAUGCUGAGCUUUUGUGAUUGCCUUUUGUCCGUCAUGCGUCGUCCGUUGUGUGGCAUCAACAUUUGCCUUGUUAACUCUCUAGAGGCCACAUUUAUGGUCCAAUCUUCAUGAUAUUUGGUCAGAAGAUUGGUCUCAAUGAUAUCUUGGAUGAGUUCGAAAAUGGUUACGUUUGCUUGAAAAACAUGGCUGCCAAGGGUCGGGGCAUUUUUCCUUAUAUGGCUUUAUAUGGCUAUAGUAAAAUCUUGUUAACACUCUAGAGGCCACAUUUAUUGUCUGAUCUUCAUGAAACUUGGUCAAAAGAUUCAUCCCGAUAAUAUCUUGGAUGAGUUCGAAAAUGAUGCCGGUUGGUUGAAAAACAUGGCUGCCAGGGUGCGGGGCAUUUUUCCUUAUUUGGCUAUAUUAAAACCUUGUUAACAAUCUAUACAGGCCACAUUUAUUUUCCAAUCUUCAUGAAACUUGCUCAGAUUUGUCACAAUGAUAUAUUGGACGAGUUCAAAAAUGGUAACCUUUGCUGAAAAAACAUGGCUGCCAAGGGGCGGGGCAUUUUUCCUUAUAUGGCUAUAGUAAAAUCUUGUUAACACUCUAGAGGCCACAUUUAUUUUCCAAUCUUCAUGAAACUUGGUCAGACGAUUCAUCCCAAUAAUAUCUUGGACGAGUUUGAAAAUGAUGCCGGUUGGUUGAAAAACAUGGCCGCCAGGUGGGUGCGGCAUUUUUACUUAUAUGGCUAUAGUAAAACCUUGUUAACACUCUAGAGGCCACACUUAUUUUCCGUUCUUCAUGAAACUUGGUCAGAAGAUUUGUCACAAUGAUAUCUUGGAUGAGUUCGAAAAUUGUUUUGGUUUCUUUAAAAAACAUGGCCGCCAGGGGACUGGGCAUUUUUUUCUUAUAAGGCUAAAUAUGGCUUUUGUAAAACCUUGUUAACACUCUAGAGGCCACAUUUAUAGUCCGAUCUUCAUGAAACUUGGUCAGAAGAUUCAUCCCAAUGAUAUCUUGGACGAAUUCAAAAAUGAUGCCGGAUGGUUGAAAAACAUGGCCACCACGGGGGCGGGGCAUUUUUAUUUAUAUGGCUAUUGUAAAACCUUGUUAACACUCUUAGGUCACAUUUAUUUUCUGUUCAUCAUGAAACUUAGAUUUGUCCCAAUGAUAUCUUGGAUGAGUUCAAAAAUGGUUUUGGUUGCUUUGAAAACAUGGCCACUAGCGGCGGGGUAUUUUUCCUUAUAUGGCUAUAGAUACACCUUGUUAACAUUCUCGAGGCCACAUUCAUUGCCCAAUCUUCAUGAAAUAUGGUCAGAAGAUUGGUCUCAAUGAUAUCUUGGAUGAUUUCGAAAAUAAUUAUGUUUGCUUGAAAAACAUGGCUGCCAGGGGGCGGGGCAUUUUUCCUUAUAUGGCUAUAGUAAAAUCUUGUUAACACUCUAGAGGCCACAUUUACUGUCCUUGGUCAGAAGAUUUGUCCCAAAAAUAUCUUAUCUCAGAUGAGCGACUUUGGGCCUUUCAGGCCCUCUUGUUGUUGCAUUUUACUUGGUACAUAAAAUUUACUUCAGUUGAUAAGCAGAUUGAAUUUGUGUAUUACAUUUACUGUUAUAUUUUGUUGCAUUUUAAUGGUUUCAAACUGUUACAUAAAGGUUGGAAAAUAAAGUAUCUGUUAGUA
Molecule: messenger RNA, 6180 nt
Organism: Dreissena polymorpha
Lineage: Eukaryota; Metazoa; Mollusca; Bivalvia; Myida; Dreissenidae
Product: NF-X1-type zinc finger protein NFXL1-like
Exons: 19
Coding region: 156-2825 (889 amino acids)
Biological process (GO): regulation of DNA-templated transcription
Cellular component (GO): nucleus
Molecular function (GO): DNA-binding transcription factor activity, RNA polymerase II-specific; RNA polymerase II transcription regulatory region sequence-specific DNA binding; zinc ion binding
Source: RefSeq, a predicted model, not a curated record